AGCACAUCUACCUCACCAAGCUCCAGGGACAUAAAUCCCCCCUCCCGCCCCUUCACCUCCGCAAUAUUCUUCCCCGAAAAGCUACCGAUAACCCCCAAAAAGAUGGCUCCCAUCUCCCCACCCCCACAACUCACCCACCUCUUCACCCUCCGCUGCGCCGUCGACCCUCCUAUGGAGAUCGGCCACGGCCCCUACGGCCGUCGCCGCUGCAUCCCCAUCAAAUCCGGCACCGUGCGCGGCAAUUUCCUCAAUGGGGAGGUCGUCCCCGGCGGGGCGGAUUUCAUGCUCGUCGAGGAGGAUCAAACCACGCAUGUGAAUACCAACUACGUGAUUAAGAGUGAUGAUGGGGCGUUUAUCUAUAUUCGGACUGAGGGAACCCGCUCCGGUCCUCCGGAGGUCUUGAAAGCUCUCAUGGAAGGCGAUGAUCAGGUUGACCCCGACCAAUACUGGUUCCAUUUGCAUAUCAAGUUGGAGACGGGGCAUGAGCGGUACCGGUGGAUGAACAAUAGGGUCAUUGUGGGGAGGGCGACGCGCGCCAAGGGGGAAGUUGCGUACGACGCAUAUUUCCUGGACAACAACUAGUUCGACUCAUUGCAUUAGCGGGCUCGGAUAUUUGACUUGAGGGUUU
Messenger RNA from Aspergillus aculeatinus CBS 121060, 628 nucleotides. Its product is annotated as DUF3237 domain-containing protein. Bases 103 to 582 code for a protein of 159 amino acids. NCBI's taxonomy places the organism in Eukaryota, Fungi, Ascomycota, Eurotiomycetes, Eurotiales, Aspergillaceae. The transcript has 3 exons. The record is from RefSeq and is a predicted model, not a curated record.